AUGAGACCUAAUAACAGUGUUACAGAAUUUGUCCUCCUGGGCUUUUCACAGGAUCCUGAUGUACAAAACACAUUAUUUGUCAUGUUUUUACUCACAUACAUUGUGACAGUGGUGGGCAACCUACUCGUUGUGGUGACUAUUAUUGUCAGCCCUUCCUUGGGCUCCCCAAUGUACUUCUUCCUUGCUUGCCUGUCAUUAAUAGAUGCUGUAUUAUCCACCACCAUUUCUCCCAUAUUGAUUGUAGACUUACUCUGUGACAAAAAGACUAUUUCCUUCCCAGCUUGCAUGGGCCAGCUAUUUACAGACCACUUGUUUGGUGGAACUGAGAUCUUCCUUCUGGUGGUGAUGGCCUAUGAUCGCUACGUGGCCAUCUGUAAGCCACUGCACUAUUUAACCAUCAUGAAUCGACAGGUUUCCAUCCUUCUGUUGGUGGUGGCCAUGACUGGAGGUUUCCUUCAUUCUGUGUUUCAAAUUGUUGUUCUGCACAGUCUCCCUUUCUGUGGCCCCAAUGUCAUUGACCACUUUUUCUGUGACAUGUACCCAUUAUUGGAACUGGCGUGCACUGACACCUACUUUAUAGGCCUCGCUGUAGUUUUCAAUGGUGGAGCAAUGUGUAUGGUCAUCUUCACCCUUCUACUAAUCUCCUAUGGAGUCAGCCUAAACUCCCUUAAAACUUAUAGUCAGGAAGGGAGGCGUAAAGCCCUGUCUACCUGCAGCUCGCACAUCACCAUGGUUGUCCUCUUUUUUGUUCCCUGUAUUUUCAUGUAUGUUAGACCUGUCUCAAACUUCCCUAUUGAUAAAUUCGUUACUGUGUUUUAUACAGUUAUCAUGCCCAUGCUGAAUCCUUUUUUAUACACGUUGAGAAAUUCAGAGAUGAGAAAUGCUAUAAAACACCUGUUGUGUAAAAAGCUAACUAUAGUUAGAAUAAGAGUGUCCCUCCUCAUGUAG
Pan troglodytes (chimpanzee) is the source of this 948-nucleotide messenger RNA. RefSeq names its product olfactory receptor 4A8. The transcript has a single exon. Gene Ontology annotation, biological process: G protein-coupled receptor signaling pathway. Gene Ontology annotation, cellular component: membrane. The coding region runs from base 1 to 948 and encodes 315 amino acids. Gene Ontology annotation, molecular function: G protein-coupled receptor activity; olfactory receptor activity. The record is from RefSeq and is a predicted model, not a curated record. NCBI's taxonomy places the organism in Eukaryota, Metazoa, Chordata, Mammalia, Primates, Hominidae.